UGACUGACUCGACAGUGCAUAUCGGGGCAGGAAGAACGAACGGAAUAUCGUUUGAUAGUUCAGUCUCGUCAGUCUGCCGUCAGCGUUUGAGUCUCCAAAGUCCAUUUGAGAAAGUGCUCCGAACCUCCUUUAUUCCCUUAGUGACAACCAAUUGACAGAUCUACGGUAGAAGGCAGAAUGUCAGACCCUGUAAGCCCAUCCCUCAAGGACCUUCCCAAGGUAGCAUUGGAUCUAAAGAGUGAAUUGGAGGGCUUUAACCAUGGCUGUAUGAAGAAGGCUGCAACUGCUGAGAAGAAUGUUCUGCCCUCAGCCGAAGACGUGAGACAAGAGCGACAGCACUGCGAGCUCAUUCAUGGAGUGGAGAACUUUAAUACAGACCGAUUGAAGCACAUUGACACCGUAGAGAAGAUUGUUUUACCUAAUGCCCAAGAUGUAGCUGCAGAGAAAACACAACAAACAUUGAUUCAGGGAAUCGAGGAAUUUGACCCAGCCAAACUGAAACACACAGAAACCCAGGAAAAAUACCACCUCCCGGACAAAGAUGCUGUAAAAGCUGAGAAGCAACACCAGAACUUACUGAACGGUGUUGAAAGCUUCAACAAAGCAGCAAUGCGGCAUGCUGAGACCCUUGAAAAAAAUCUUUUGCCCGACCCUCAAGCCAUCCAGGAGGAGAAGGGAAAGCAGCAGCUCAUUUCCGGAAUUGAAAAUUUUGAUCCAGCAAAACUGAAGCAUGCAGAGACACUUGAGAAAAAUCCUCUGCCUACCAAAGAAGCGAUCGACGCAGAAAAAGUAGCUGCUUGAACAGCGUUGGAAGUACUUACAACAUGCAGCCACCCAUCAUUUCUUCUUUCUCUAUAUACCUAACAUUUCGUAACUAUUAUUAAUAUGCCUAAUAUCAUAUGAAUACCGUGAUAAUAUAAUCUCAUAUUUCAUAUUUAUAAUUGCAAAAAUUUUACUAUGUUUAUAUCCUUCGACAUCUGUUUGCCUAAAAAGAAUACAAAAAUAAUGGAAUACAAAUCUGACAACCGAAAGUUCUAAUAUGUGAGAGGUGAAACUGAAAGUAAUUGAUAACAGAUAACAAAAAAAAAGUAAUUACAUUAAAAAAAAAACUACAUCCAUGGGAUAUAAAUGUGAAAUUCUGAUUAACUUUAAAGUGAUACGUAUGAAUUACUGUAUACAUUAUAAAUAUGAUGUGGCCAAAACUAAUUUCAUACUAUGAGCCAUAGUAACUGCUGGCACAAUACUAUUAGAUCUCAUAAUUCAGACAUUAUGUGCAUUAACAAUGCUUUAUGUGGCUUCAAAUUUAUAAAGGAUUUCUAUUUUUAAAAGCGCUGCUCAUAGACGUCGCAAAGAUUAUGGUUGUCAUUUUUUUUUUUUUACAUUUUGGAAGCAGCAAAUUUAUUAUUGGCGUUUCAUAUGUUAUACAUGUAUAUGCAACUUUUGCAGAGGUACUGGUCAGUAUAUUUGUGUAAAGAUCAUAUUUUAUAUAACGGGCUAUUGUACUUUUUAAUAUUCGUACAUGUUGCAUUGUCAUACCAAUAAAAUUAUUAUAAAUAAAAAAUAAUUUGUAUAAA
Molecule: messenger RNA, 1574 nt
Organism: Athalia rosae (coleseed sawfly)
Lineage: Eukaryota; Metazoa; Arthropoda; Insecta; Hymenoptera; Athaliidae
Gene: cib
Product: thymosin beta
Exons: 7
Coding region: 178-801 (207 amino acids)
Biological process (GO): actin filament organization
Cellular component (GO): cytosol
Molecular function (GO): actin monomer binding
Source: RefSeq, a predicted model, not a curated record